GAACUAAACCCAAACGUCAAACGAAAAAUCAUCACUAUUUCACAAUCGUUCCAUAUUUGUUAUCGAAACGAUUGAAUAACGCAAUUAUUUUCCGAAUAAAUCAUUCUUUCGUGAUAAUUUCGUUGAAUUUUUUCCAAUAAAAUAAAUUGGCUCCAUCAAAGAGACAGAAUAAUUCCAAAAUUUUGUCGGAAGAAAAUCACGCGCUUAUUCAUUGUGUGUCCAGAGAAAAACAAUGAAUAGAAGAUAAAUCACCGAACCGUCACAUCGAUCGAACAUAACCUCAACCACUUCACCAAUUAGCGACUAAAGAACUUUCGAUUUGCCGCAAAGCAAGAAACCAAUCAGCAAUAAUGCCAGUUUUUGAUCCACUAAACAGUAACUAUUCAAGUCGGCUGUUUCCGGCGAUUGGUACAAAGUUGUACUUGAACUCUGAAUUGGCCGAUGUUCACUUUGUAUUCGGAGCUAAUGAUGACUACGAACGAGUCUCAGCGCACAAAAUGCUUUUGAUGGCGGCCAGCGACGUCUUUGCCACAAUGUUCAAUGGAACAUGGAAGGAGAAGGAUGAGGUGGAGAUUACCGAUGCAUCUGUUGCUGUUUUCAAGGAAUUUCUCCAGUUUUUCUACUUUGAUCAAGUCAAGUUGACGAUGGAAAACGUCACCGCAGUGAUGAAUCUCGGUGAAAAGUACAACGUAGCCGAGUGUUUGACGGUGUGCAGCAAGUUUCUGAAAAACAACCUCAACGACGAAAAUGUCUGUCGAGACUAUGGAUUGGCAAUCUUGCUCAAUCAAUGGAGCUUGAAGAAAGCAUGCGAAGUUUUCAUUGGAUCGAAUAUCAAAACAGUAUUCAAGUCAACAGGCUUUCUGACAUGUGAUCAACAGAUGCUGGCUCAAAUACUGCAGCUGGAUUGGAUGUUGUGCUCAGAGGUUGAGCUAUUCGAGGCAUGCAUGUCUUGGGUUAGAAUGUCAAGCAAAAAGGAUGUUCUAAGCAAGAGGAUGAUGCGAGCUCAUCUCGGCGACUUGUUCCAUGAAAUUCGCUUCGGUUCAAUGUUAUUCCAGGAGUUUUCGUCAUUGAUCCCGUCAUAUGGGCAGUUUUUCAAUGCUAGCGAAUAUGGAACCAUCAUUCAAAUGAUCGCAGACGAUGAAUUCGAAGCGACAAGCUUCAACGGGAAUCGUGAGAAACGCUGCAACUCAUAUCCAUGGAUUGAGGAAGAUGAGGUGCGUUGUAAUCGAUUGCUUUCGCGGUAUAAGUUGAAUAAACCAUAUUUUCUGAAAAAUUUGGAAACAACCAAGUUCUCCACCAACGAACCACUUUUGCUUAGUGACUUCACUCUUGACCGCAUUUAUGAAUAUGCUGGACAAAAAUAUUAUUAUUGUGAAGAUGUUCUAACCGAAAUAACCAUCGUCGAAGUGUCCAGUUUCGAUGGUUCGCACAAAGAAGUGGAGAAAUUCAAUGGAAUGGCAAACAUUAAUAACUCAAGCGUUACAAAUGUCGAGAUUCCCAAACCAAUUCUGAUCAAACCAGGAUUCAUGUAUGAAAUUCGGUUGCAGCAAAACCCUCCAGAAAAUUGCGCCAUUGGCCUUAUUCUAAAAUCCAAAGUUCAAGUCGGGGAUGGCAUUACCAUUCAAUUUCAUGAUGACGCAUUGAUGCCGCGUGAUACUACACCAACCGGCUUAAUAUACAAACUUCGUUUUUACCGCAUUGAAGAUUGAGCUUUUUUUGCUGUACCUUUCACCAAAUGUUUUUUCAAAUGACAAUUUAAUUGUUACUAAAUCAGUGAUAAAUACGUUUCUUCGAAUUUAUGAGUUGCAUUUUAUCGAUUAAGCGAUGUUUUUCACUUCAAUUUUUCACAAUCACUUAACAUGUCUGGUUUAACACACCAAAAUUCGUAAUCAAAACGCUAUUUCAAAAGACAAGUAUAUUCUGAGUUUAGAGUAUGUUUUUAAAAAGGAACCAAACUCAUGUGCAUUUUGAUAACUGACCAUAGGCCUAUAGCUCGUUCUGAAGAUCGCUUGGUUUUUUUUUUAAUUCAUCGAUUUUUUUUUGUUAUGUUACAUUAUGUAACUUGUCAAAAAGGCUGUCAUUCCAUAUUCCAAAACAAUUCUCAGUGUCAAGUCCUUUUGUACAACACUGAGUGUGAAUAUAUGAAAGUCCUUCGUAAUUUAUACAAUAGAAAUGGAAAGGGAAACAAUGGAAACAAAUGAGUUACGUUUAUCAUCAAUCAUUUUUAUUGGCUAAAUAAAUUUUUCAUUUGAUUCA
Sitodiplosis mosellana (orange wheat blossom midge) is the source of this 2256-nucleotide messenger RNA. RefSeq lists its product as uncharacterized. NCBI's taxonomy places the organism in Eukaryota, Metazoa, Arthropoda, Insecta, Diptera, Cecidomyiidae. Bases 351 to 1709 code for a protein of 452 amino acids. Gene Ontology annotation, molecular function: protein binding. The record is from RefSeq and is a predicted model, not a curated record. The transcript has 3 exons.